Molecule: messenger RNA, 1755 nt
Organism: Trichoderma gamsii
Lineage: Eukaryota; Fungi; Ascomycota; Sordariomycetes; Hypocreales; Hypocreaceae
Exons: 2
Coding region: 1-1755 (584 amino acids)
Source: RefSeq, a predicted model, not a curated record
AUGCUGCUGCGAUCCACCGCAAUCUUACUCGCUGGCCUGGCUGCAACAACUGCAGGUGCUUUGUAUGCAAAUAGCAUCGAGUUCGACUGGACGGCAAUUGAACCAACGGAAGACUUGCGCUACCGUGAUUGCUUCAAUGGGCUCCGUUGUGCGCGCCUCAAGGUGCCACUGGAUUGGAACAACCCCAAAGACAAUAGAACCAUCGCCAUUGCCAUCGCCACGCUCCCGGCCUCAGUGCCGGUCGACCACCCCGACCACGGUGGCACCAUUAUUUUAAACCCGGGGGGUCCAGGCGAUCUUGGAGUCAACCUAGUACGCCUCUCCGGCCGGCAUCUGCAAAAGGUGAUUGACAACAAUAAAAAGUACGAUUAUCUCGGAUUCGACCCUCGGGGUAUAGGAAACACAACCCCUCAACUGGACUGUUUCGGAGGCGACACACUUGCGAGGAACGCCUACCAACAAGUACUUCGCGGGCUCAGCACCCUUGACUCUAGUGAAGACGCCUUACGACGCUUUCUGGCAUAUUCUAAAGGAUUAGGUGCUCUCUGUGAGACCACGCUUGGCAAAUCUAGUAUUCUGGAGCAUGUCACUACCGCUGCUGUCUGCCGUGACAUGGUCGAGAUGGUGGAUCGCGUUGAUGAGCUCCGGAAAAGGGAAGUCGCAUUGCGCAAGCGUCGCAGAGGUGAGCAUGAGCAAGAGGUUACGACGGAAGAGAACCAAGUUCCUCGACUUCAGUAUUUGGGCUUAUCAUACGGCACCGCUCUUGGAAACACUUUCGCGUCUAUGUUCCCCGGGCGCGUUGGGCGAGUGGUCCUGGAUGGCGUUGUCGACGCUGAGGACUAUAUGAGAGGACUAUGGCAUCAUGACCUAAUCGACACGGAGGCUGUCGUCAACUAUUUCUACGACACAUGUUUCGAGGCUGGCGAUAUUUGUACGCUUCGUACCCCCGAAGAUGUGAGCGGUGCUAGCAUUAGAAAGCGCGUGGAUCAAUUUAUCACAGACAUGGACGCGCUUCCUCGAUACAGCGUUGGGGGCACAAGUAUCGCAGCUCUGACUGGUCGUGACAUUCGCGACAGCAUAUCGCAAGCCCUUUACAGGCCCAUCUUGAGCUUUCCACCAUUGGCACAGUUGCUUUCAGAUGCCUUGGAGGGUAACUACACCUUGCUUACAAGCACAGUCACGCCUGACGAUAUCCAAACCGAUUGUGCCACUGGUAGUCAAAUUCUCAGCGGAGAAGCUGAGUAUGGUAUCUCUUGCAGCGAUGCCGCGGGUAACCAGACUGAACACGAUCUUGCCUAUUACUCUAACGAAUUGAGAAAUUACAUGAACCAAUCCAUCACCUUUGGUGCAAAAUGGGCCACGAUUCCGUUCCAAUGCGUGGGUUACCGUCUUCAGCCCAAGUAUCAGUUUCGUGGGCCGUGGGUUACGCCCCCGGCGGACUCCAGUCUCAAACCUGGCGUACCAGCAGCACCACUUCUAUUUUUGUCAAAUCGAAUAGACCCAGUUACGCCUCCUGUCAAUGCAAUCGCCAUGUCAGCAAACCAUCCUGGCUCUGCAGUAGUGAUUCAGGAUUCGGUAGGCCAUUGUGCCAUCCCAGCAGGCUGGAGCGACUGUACCAACCAGAUCCUGCGAGACUAUUUCGAGUUUGGCGUUGUUCCCCGAAAUGGUACCGCUUGUGCGGCCUCUUGUAAGGCAUGGCAAGAAAAUGACAAUGGCUGCAACUCAUUGAGCUUCGAAAAUAAUGGCGGCUGGUGA